Messenger RNA from Fopius arisanus, 2205 nucleotides. RefSeq names its product glycoprotein-N-acetylgalactosamine 3-beta-galactosyltransferase 1-like. The record is from RefSeq and is a predicted model, not a curated record. Gene Ontology annotation, cellular component: membrane. The transcript has 2 exons. Bases 383 to 1678 code for a protein of 431 amino acids. Gene Ontology annotation, molecular function: N-acetylgalactosaminide beta-1,3-galactosyltransferase activity. NCBI's taxonomy places the organism in Eukaryota, Metazoa, Arthropoda, Insecta, Hymenoptera, Braconidae.
AAAAAUUUUUCGGCGCCCUCCAAGGCCCCACUUGAGUUAUUUGUCCGCGGAGUAGGAGGGCGUAAAGUCGCCAAUCGCGAAAAAAUUCCCUCCAUUCGGGCCUUGAUUUGAUCGAUCAUCCAUUCAAGGAUCGAUCAUUAUGAUCCUGCAUUAUGGGAAUAAUUGUGAUAUGGCAGGAUUAAUCAAGGUUAUAUUAAUUAUUUUCUGACAUGGGUGAAAAUAUAUUUGACAUCGUUACUUGUUUCUUGGGAACGUGCUAAAAUAAAAAUUCCACGAAAACAAUAACCUAAUCAAUUAAUUUGAGAAUUUUAUUAUAGGUGUUGCGUAAAAUCUCGUUAACUUUGAAAAUGUCAGUGAUUCGAGGAAUCAGGAAAGCUUGACAAUGUACCUUCGGUUUGUGAAAUCCAAGUUAACGUUUUCAGUGGGAUUUAUCAUCGGUUUUACAUCGGUUAUCCUGUACGUAAUCCUUAAUAAUGACAACUCCAAUAACUGUAAAAAACCUGCCCAGACAUUUGCUCUGUGGAAACGGGAAGAAGAGUCACAGCUGGAAAAUCAGGAAGAGAUUUAUCCCUUGUCCUAUAAAUUUUGGUUGAAGAAUCAGAACGUACAGAGCCAUGGAAUCAGUUUGGACGCAAGGUAUGGACCUGUUGAGGCUGAUGAAAGACCUUCAAAGGCAUUAGAAUCUCACUGGCUCAGAUCAAAAGUCCACGUGACAUGUGUAGUUUUUGUUGAAAAACUAAAGCUAGCCCAAUCAAUCAAAUUAACCUGGGGCCCACGUUGUAACGAAGUCCAUUACUUCAGUCAGGAUUUAGAAGAUGCAGCAAUACCUGUUGUCAAAUUUCCAACGAAGCUGUCGUCUUCUUGGCAUUUUUUAUGCUCCACAAUGAACGUCAUCUGGAAUAAAUCAUCAGAUUCUCUAUCAUGGAUUAUAUUCGUUAAAGAUGACACAAUAGUGCUACCGGAAAAUUUGAGAUACUUAUUAGCCCCUUUGGACCAUAAUCGAGGAUAUUAUCUAGGUCAUGGAGUCAUCCUCUGGGGUCAGUCCUACAAUGUUGCACAGGCGGGCUAUGUUUUGAGUAGAGGAGCCUUCAAGAAGAUCAUCGAAGCAUUUAAUACUCACGAUAAGUGUGUGACUGGUGGUAAAUACUGGAAAAAAGAGGAUUAUUACCUGGGGAAGCAUUUAGCAGGAUUCAAUAUUCACCCAGCGGAUACCAGAGAUGGUGAGUUAAGGGGAACAUUCCAUGGGUAUCCACUUCAGACUCUUCUCUGGGGCAUUGCCAAGCCUGGUAACUACUUCACCAGAGCUCUCUAUCCACCUGGAGACAAAUGCUGCUCACCAACGUCAGUCACCUUCAGUAUUUCCGAGCCUGAUAAACUCCACACCAUUGACUACGUCUUAUAUCAUUUAAAUGUUUAUCAGGAAAUCAGCUAUUAUGGAAACAAAGCAGCACCUACACCAGUACCUGAACAGGAUGUGUGGAAAUUAGCUCUCAAAGAGGAAUUCAAUAUUACUGAUGUUGAGGGAAUAUCUGAUGACAAGUUUUACGAUAUUUGGAGGUCCAAGUACUCCGAUCCUUCACAGUUUAUUGAGAAAAAUCAUGAGAAUAUGUCCCAUGUGCUGCAUUCAAUCAUUACUGCUUAUGAAAAUGACAGGCGAAUGGUGAAAAAUCUCCCCUAAUUUACCAUCCAUGAAUCCAUCAUGCGCUUUUAUGGGCUCGCAAUUAUCUAUUCAAAAGAGAAUAUCAAUCAUAAUAUUUAAUGAAUAAUUUGUUUUAAUGACGAUACUCAUGUCGACAAUAACUCAUUUGUUAUAUCGAUUAUUUAAAUGACUGUAUUGUUAUUUUGGAAGUGUAUGAGAUAUAUUUUUCUAUCGAUUUUGAAUUAAUCCGUUACAUUCAAAAACACUUGCAAUAUAAUCUGUAAAAAUUCUAGGGCUCAUCUCAUUUUGAUUAUUAUAAAGUUUCAGUUGCAUAACAGUAAAACAUAACAGUAUUAACUUAUGUAAAAGACAAUUAACAGAUUUUUUAUGAUUUUCAUUACGUUAUUACAUAGUUUAAUAAUAAUUAAUUAUAUCUAUUCUGUUAUUUUAUUUUAGUUCGAGGGAUUUUCAGUCACUCAGGUGAACAUCCGUCCAAAGGUCAUGAGAUUUUUCUGUAUUUAAACGCAUCAAUCUUGUAUAUACAUCCUCGCUUAUUAAUUGAAACU